Perca fluviatilis (European perch) is the source of this 1006-nucleotide messenger RNA. RefSeq names its product cytochrome c1, heme protein, mitochondrial (gene cyc1). NCBI's taxonomy places the organism in Eukaryota, Metazoa, Chordata, Actinopteri, Perciformes, Percidae. The record is from RefSeq and is a predicted model, not a curated record. Gene Ontology annotation, molecular function: electron transfer activity; heme binding. Bases 57 to 980 code for a protein of 307 amino acids. Gene Ontology annotation, biological process: mitochondrial electron transport, ubiquinol to cytochrome c. The transcript is spliced from 7 exons.
GUGUCUGGCGUCUGCUCUCUUUCUUUUUAGCUCACUCAGAGAAAACCGCAGAGAAGAUGGCGGCGCUACGAGUCGUGGUGCUAUCGGGGAGUGGGAGAGCCCUCCUCAAUACACCAAAAACUAUCAAGACCCCCGUGGCUAAAAUGUCGUUCGCCAGCCUGCCCCGAAGUAAGAAAGUUGCCCUGACGACGCUAGGUGUGGUCACAGCCGGUGGGGCGGGGCUCGCCCUGAUGCUGCACCAGUCCGUUAAAGCCUCCGACCUGGAGCUCCACCCCCCUAAUUACCCCUGGAGCCACGCUGGACCCCUAUCCUCUCUGGACCACGCUAGUAUUCGCCGUGGUUACCAGGUGUAUAAGCAAGUGUGUUCAGCCUGCCACAGUAUGGAGUACCUGGCCUUCAGAAACCUGGUGGGAGUGUCGCACACAGAGGCAGAGGUUAAGGCCAUCGCUGAGGAGAUUGAGGUGGUGGAUGGUCCUGAUGAGAGCGGAGAGAUGUUCACCCGGCCAGGAAAGCUGUCGGACUACUUCCCGAAGCCCUACUCCAACCCCGAGGCAGCCCGGGUCGCCAACAACGGAGCGCUGCCUCCCGAUCUCAGCUACAUUGUCAAUGCCAGACAUGGAGGAGAGGACUACGUGUUCAGCCUGCUGACGGGAUACUGCGAUCCUCCGGCGGGGGUGACGGUGAGAGAGGAGCUCUACUACAACCCAUACUUCCCUGGCCAGGCCAUCGGCAUGGCCCCGCCCAUCUACAACGAGAUAUUGGAGUUUGAGGACGGAACCCCCGCCACCAUGAGCCAGGUCGCUAAAGACGUUUGUACGUUCUUGAGGUGGGCCGCCGAGCCAGAGCACGACCAACGCAAACGCAUGGGACUGAAGUUGCUGUUGGGCUCCGGCAUCAUCAUCCCUCUGCUCUAUUACAUGAAGAGACACAGGUGGUCAGUGCUGAAGAGCAGAAAGAUCGCCUACAGGCCUCCCAAGUAAAAGGAAAGCAACACUCUGCCUGGGCC